UUUUAUAUCAUACUCUAACGAUAUUGUGUCAGUGUGUAUACAAAACUUUUCCAGAUUAUCAAGCAGCAAGAAUUCAAUUUAGCCACUGCAAGGAAAUUCCUGCCUUUUAAUUUAAUAAUAUGUCGAGUGCUUUUGUCCCUCAGGCCGUUCGGAAUCCAAAAUCAGCUGUCACUCAAGAAACUAUCCAAAAGAUGCUUGAUGAAAACAGCAGAUUAAUUCAAUGCAUAGUUGAUGAACAACAAAAUGGAAGAAUGCAAGACUGUUCUCGCUACCAACAAAUUCUGCACCGAAAUCUUGUGUGGCUUGCUACUGUGGCUGAUUCAAACCAAUCUAACGGUCAAAACAUGAUGGCUGGUACAUCGCCUUCUCCCCAUAUGGUUAACAAAGACAUGAACCAAAUAAACAUGCAGCAAACCAGCACUGCGGCUGUUUCCUCACAGCAAGCACCAUAUGUACAGAACACAGCCUCGCAUACAAAUCCAACUCACACAUCAAGCGAAAACGCCCAAACUUCUGUAAAUGCUUCUCAGCAAGCACCAGUUCAAGCACAGCACAUGGAAAACCAGCAGUUUCAGCAGCAACAGCAGCAAUCAACCAUAAACCAAAACAUCAACCAACAGCCUGCACCUGUAGUGACCCACCCAAGAGUACAGGUUCCACAGGUCCACUACCCAGGCACCAAACAGCCAGCAGUAUCCUACCCUUCCCAACCCCAACCCAUGUACAGCAACUACCAAACCCAGCCUGGUUAUGGUCAACACACCCAGCAGCACACUACAUACCAGCAACAGCCUCAGCAACAAUCAUAUCCACAAGGCCAGUACCCUUACCCUGAACAGUAAAUCUCAUACCAACAAUGUUGUAUGAGUAGGUACUUUACAGCUGUACCUAUUGAUGUGUUAAAUUUUUAAGUGGUGAAAACAAAGUUUCAGAUUUCCAACAGACUGAACAUAAUGCUAAAACUAGCCAUAAAAACUGGUGUCGAUUUAAAACAAAUGAUGAAAAGACCUACACUUGAGUCAUUUAAUUAUACUUUACAAUAUAGACUGUUUGAUGCAAAAUUCUGUUCAAUAGCCUAACUUAUUUUGCGUAACACAGUAAAUAUGUACAUUGCCAGUAUAGAUAGGCUAACUAUGUUAUCAAUUUAAUACAGCCCUUGUGUCGUCAUAUGCAUCACCUACAACUUAAGUAUUUGAUAUUUUGAGUUGACCAAUCUGUUUUGUUGAUUACAUGAAUACAUGUAAAGAGUUAAAA
Messenger RNA from Ciona intestinalis (vase tunicate), 1254 nucleotides. RefSeq lists its product as uncharacterized. NCBI's taxonomy places the organism in Eukaryota, Metazoa, Chordata, Ascidiacea, Phlebobranchia, Cionidae. The record is from RefSeq and is a predicted model, not a curated record.